This is a messenger RNA of Plasmodium relictum, 1842 nucleotides long. It is a transcript of the gene MTFMT, whose product is annotated as methionyl-tRNA formyltransferase, putative. Bases 1 to 1842 code for a protein of 613 amino acids. Gene Ontology annotation, biological process: conversion of methionyl-tRNA to N-formyl-methionyl-tRNA; biosynthetic process. NCBI's taxonomy places the organism in Eukaryota, Apicomplexa, Aconoidasida, Haemosporida, Plasmodiidae. The transcript has a single exon. The record is from RefSeq and is a predicted model, not a curated record. Gene Ontology annotation, molecular function: methionyl-tRNA formyltransferase activity.
AUGAAUAUAAUCAGUUCAUAUUUUUUACAAAUAUUUAUUAUAAUAUUUUUAAGAAGUUAUGCUUACAAAUUAGAUUACAUUAGAAAAUUAUAUUUUAAUAAAGAAAAAUAUUAUUUUAAAAAAUUUAAUUUACUUAUUAAUCGAAUUGAUGUUAAAAUAUUAUGUGAUGAUAAAUUAAAACAGUACAAGUUAAAUGUUACCAAAUUAAAGCUCAAUGAUUCAUAUAUCUAUUCUUUAAAAAAUGAAUCAGAAAAAAAAGUAAAUAAUUUUGGAGAAAUAAAGGAAUGGAAUAAUGUCUUUGAUAAAAAUCAAAAUUAUGAUAAUUAUAUUUUGAGAAAAAAGAUUAAUAAUAUUAUAAAUAUAUUUAGUAAAUUAAAUAAUACUAACAAAUAUUUAUUCUUUAAGGAUGAAAACACCAUAAAUCUAUACAAUAAAAAAAAAAAAAAUAAUUUGAAAAAAUAUAUAUUAAAUUUAACAUGUAUCUGGAAUAACGUUAUAAAAUUAUAUUUAGAAAAUAUAUAUUUAGAAAUAGUUAAUAUAAUUGGAAAAACGUUAGGAAAUAAAAUAUUUUAUGUAGACAUAAAAAAGGAAUUAGAUAAGAGGAAAUAUGCUAUUAUUGAUAUGCUAUAUGAUAUUUAUAGAAAAAAGUACAUUAAUAACAAAAAUAUAAAUUUAUUAUUUAUUGGAAGCAACGAAUUUAGCAAUUUAUGUUUUAAAAUAAUUUUAUUAAUAAUCAAAAAAUUAAGAAGUGAUAUAAAAUUGGAAAAUGUUAUAACAAAAAGCCCUCAAAAAAAGGGAAGAUAUAUGAUUUUGCAAAGAUCAGAUAUAGAAGAAGAAGCAAGAAAAAAUAAAAUAAGUGUUUUUUAUUAUGAUAAAGUAAAAAAUGAUAUAUAUAUUUUAAAAAAUAAGAUAUUUGAUCUUUGUAUUUCUGUAUCAUUUGGUGAAAUUUUUAAUAAUUAUUUUUUUAGAACAAUUAAUUCUAAUGUUUUUUCUUUACAUCCAAGUUUACUACCGUUAUAUAAAGGAGCAUCACCAAUUCAGAGAAGUAUAUUAAAUAAUGAAAGUUUAUUUGGCUAUACAAUAUUUUUAACAAAUUUAAAUAUUGAUGCCGGUACUAUUUUAAUAAAAAAAGCUUUUUGUUUUGAUAAAAAUUUUAAUUUUAAUGACAUCAUCACCAUUUUAUUUACAAUAGGAAUUAUACACUUAAUAAAAAACAUAUUUUUCUUAUCAAAUUAUAAAUUAAAUCUAAAUGAAACACCAAAUAAUACAUAUAGUUAUUUUACUACUCAAAAUAAUAGAAACGAAUUUUGUGAUUUUAAUGAUAUUCUUAAUAUACCAGAUAAAAAAAAGAAUUCUUUCUCCUCUACUAAUUUUAAAUUAAGCAAUUUAAAUACCACUUUUGAAAACACUGCCAACAAAAGCUCGUUUAAAGACAAUAAUUACGCCCCCAAAAUAAAAAAUGAUGAAAAGUAUAUUUGUUUCUUUUGUUCAACAUCUUUAUAUAUUCAUAAUAAAGUAAGAAGCUUCAUAAAUUGGCCCAAAGCAGAGUGUUCUCUUUUUAUAUUUCAAAAUAAUAGAUUUAAAGUAAUAGAUGUAAAAUUAAUUAAAACAUCUUAUGAAUUAAAUAGUGAUUAUAAUUUUAGUUAUUAUUCUACUUUAUAUAAUCAUAAGUGUUUUGAUAAAAUUCCACGCACAUUUGUAAUAUGUGAUAAAGAAUCCUUAAAUAUUCAAUGCAAAAAUAAUACCUUAUUAAAAAUUCAUAAAUUACAAAGGAGAAAUAAAAAAAUUGUUAAUGCUUUGGAUUUUAUUAAUAGUAUACAUAAAAAUGAUCUAUUAUAUUAA